AUGAUACUUAAGACUGCUGAAGUAAAAGCCAAGGAUGACGAGAUUCCAUUGAUUGUUGUAGUAGAAACAGCAACUUCUGAAGCCGAUGCACUUGAUGUUGGAACCAAAACUGAUGAACAGAAACAGCACGAGACUCAAGAACAACGUCAGGAAGAGCAGCCUGAAGUUUCACAGGAGAUGAGUGGUGAAACUGCUCUAGAAGAGUUGGCUCUGGAUGAUAGUGUCAAUAAGGAGGAUGGUGUUGUCAACGAAAAAGUCUUUGAAGGCCCAGAGAAAGACACAGAUACAGUUGUUCAGGACGAGAGCGUUUCCCAGAAUGGUUUAGCCAAGGAAGAGGACGCUACAAAGGAAAGAGAAUCUCAAGAUGAUAGUCCUGCUCAAAUUGCAGUUUCCCAGGAGGAUGGAACGGUACCGGAAGUAACUGAGGGCGCUGUGGAAGAAGAGGCAGUUGCAAAUGAGCUUCCUGUUCAGGAAGUUGCUCUCCUUAAAGAGGUGGCUCAAGAGGAGGUGUCUUUUCUUAAAGAGGUAACCGAGAAAGAGAGUGAAAGUGCAGCUCAAAAAGACAAUUCUGCCCAGGAAGAAAUUUCACCGGAUGACACAGCUCUGGAAGAGAUCGGUAGAGAGGACCAAUCUCAAGGAGAAAGAGGAGCCAAAGAGGAGUUAGGUGAGGGGAAAAUUGUUGAUCAGGAAAAAAGUGAAGCAACAAAAGGUGCUGACGAGGUAGAGGAGCCAAAUGGUUGUGAGGUAGAUAGUCGAAGUCGGGAGACAGCUAUAGAGGGAGAUGGUGUUGCUAAGGAGGAAGCCGCUGUUUCCAAGAACGUGGCAUGUGAGAGUGACAGUAACGCUCAGGAGCAUUCAGUGCAAGAUGAUACUUCUGAAAAGGUGGCAGCUCAGGAUGAUUUCAGUCCUCUGGAGACAGCAGGUGAAAAUGAAGAUUCUCAGAAGGUAGCAGUCGUUGAAGACAGUGGUUCUCAAGAAGUAACAGGUGGAGAUAGUGUUACCCAGGAAGUAACAGCUGAGGGAGAUAGUCCUGCACAGGAGCUACAAGUUAAGGAUCGUGCUGUCCAAGAAGCAUCAGCUGAGGCAGACUGUGGUACUCAGGAAGUGACAGCUGGGGCAGAGAACAAUGUUCAGGAAGAAGCAGCUGAAGAAGGCACUGCUCUGGGGGUGACAGUCGAGGGAGACAGUGUUGAACAGGAGACAGUAAGUGAGGGUAGUGCUGAUCAGCAGGUCGCAACUGAGGCAGAUGGUAGUGUUCAGGAAGCAGCGACGGAAGAUGGCACUCAAGAGGUGGCAACCGAUGCAGACAGUAGUGCUCAGGAUCAAGCAACAACUGAUGAUGCUGCUGCUCAGGAGGUAACACCUGAGACAGGUGGUGUUACUCAGGGGGCAGUAAUUGAAGAUGGAGCUGAUCAGCAGGUGAUAACGGAGGCAGAAAGCAAAGCUGAGGAGGUAGAGGCUGCAGAUGGGACAGAAAAUGCAGACAGUGGUGUCCAGAAAGCAGCAAUUGAAAAUGGUCCUGAAGAGGUAACUACUGAAAUAGAUGCUGGUCCGGACGGGAUUGCAGCUGAACAUGAGGCUAACCAGGAAGUUGUAGCUGAGGCGGACAGUAGUGUACAAAAGGCUGCAGAAGACGAUACUGCUCACGGUAUAGUUGAGGCUGACAGUGGUGUUCAGGAGGCAGUAGCUGGGGGUGUUGUCUCCCAGAGAGAGGAAGAUGCUAUCCAGGAGGUAUUGGCUGAGCCAGAUAGUACUAGUAGUGGUCAAGAAGAAGCAGUUGAGGCAGACAGAAAGGAAGAGGCAGUAGCCAAAAAUGUGAAUGAUGAACAGGAGGUUAAAGCAACCCAACAGGAGCUAGUUGAGGUAGAUACCAAGGAGGGCGUGGUUGCUGAAAAAGAGGAUGCCGCUCAAGAGGGGACAGAUAAAGUAGACAUUAGUACCAGUGAAAAAGGUGCUGCGGGUCAGCAGGAGGUAGAAGCUGAAGGGAGAGAUACUCAGGAAGCAGUAGCUGAAGAUGUAGGUGCUCAAGGGGAGUGUUCUACACCUCCUCAAAAUUUGGUAGCUGGAACAGAUGGUGAGGCUCAAGAGCCUGAAGCUGAGGGAAACAGCUCACAAGACUCACCUGAAGGGCAGGCAGUUUCUGAAGCAAGCGCAGCUCAAAGCGAGACUACUGAAGAAAAAACUCAAGAAGAGGACAGCGUUGUUAAGGAUGAGGUGACUAAGAGUGCAAUGCCAAAGGAGGAACAAACUAAGGCGACCGAAGGAGAUGAAGGCGAAAGUAGAAAACCCGAGGCAAGCUAG
Messenger RNA from Porites lobata, 2301 nucleotides. The record is from the annotation of a GenBank genome assembly. Lineage: Eukaryota; Metazoa; Cnidaria; Anthozoa; Scleractinia; Poritidae.